Messenger RNA from Aspergillus nidulans FGSC A4, 711 nucleotides. RefSeq lists its product as uncharacterized. Lineage: Eukaryota; Fungi; Ascomycota; Eurotiomycetes; Eurotiales; Aspergillaceae. The transcript is spliced from 2 exons. Bases 1 to 711 code for a protein of 236 amino acids. The record is from RefSeq and is a predicted model, not a curated record.
AUGGCCUUUAAGAACGGACUAAGUGAACGUCUCGAUGAGCUCCGAUUCCCCUCUCCCCGCUCGCCCCCUUCGUCAGAGAUCCCCUUCCCCGGUUACUCGUCGCUUUCGCCGGGCCAUUCGAACUUUGUGUCAGCCUUCCCACGGGCUUCGGGCGACGUUCGUUCGAAUCUCCAACGUCGGUUUACAACGGACGCGAGCAAGCUCUCCUCUUGGAACUACAUGAGCAAUGUUGGAGCCUCUCCUCAAAUGCCAGAUGCGCUAGAUCUGCUCUCCUCGUUUGAGAAGAAGAGACAACACAUCGAGUACAUGCGAGAGCAGAAGCGAAGGUUCGAGGAAGAUAUGAAGCUCCUUGAUCUUCAGCACGAACGGGAACAGUUGGAAAUGAAUCAACUAGCCAAAGACCUUGCGAAAGCAGGCAUAUCUGGCCCGGUCAGCGAACCAACUACUCCCCCGGAGUAUCGUGAGAACGGCUUUCCAGGAGCUUUUUCUCGCCCAACUCGCUUCUCCACGUCUAGUGUUACUUCGUCCCCAGGCUUCUUCAACGUUUUCGCUUCUUCGGUCACAAGUCCUCCCAGUCAGCUGAAUAACGAUUCAGUUCAGACGCCCACGAACCGCUUCGCCGUCCACUCUGUUCCUGGGUCUCGUAGAAACUCGGAAAAGGAAGAUUUUGAGAGCGACCCUAAAUCUCCCUUUCGCCCCGGGCCGUCGUAA